AUGGGGUUCGCCGGCGAUGGUGGCGUGUGCGCGCUGUGGCGCCGGGCCGAGGGCCCCGAAGAGCGGCGGCUGCUGGAGCUCUUCUCCUACGGGCUGAUGGCGCUGGGCGCCUCCUCCGCCCUUCUGCUCCGCUUCAUCCCCAUGCCCUACGGCCGCUACUCCUCGCGGCGCUUCGGCUGGCUGCUGCCCGCCCGCCCCGCCUGGGCGCUGCAGGAGCUGCCCUCCCUCCUCGUCCCGCUCGGGCUCGCCGCCUGUGGCGGGGCGGUCGCUGCCGCCCGGCCCAACCGCGUCCUGCUGGGCUGCUUCGUGCUGCACUACGCGCACAGGGCACUCAUCUUUCCUCUUCUGAUCCGUGCAGGAAAACCAACACCGUUUUUCACUUUUGUGUUAGCCCUUCUCUUCUGUGUUUUCAAUGGAUACUUGCAAGGCCGAAGCUUAACCACCUAUGCAGCUUACCCUCCAGGCUGGCUGGGCGAUUCACGCUUCAUUACAGGUUUUUUAGGGUGGUUGAUCGGUGUGGCCAUCAAUAUUCAUUCUGAUCAUAUUCUCAGAAAUCUGAGAAAACCAGGGGAAACUGGUUACAAGAUACCAAGAGGAGGAAUGUUUGAGUAUGUCAGUGGAGCCAACUUUUUUGGAGAGAUCCUGGAAUGGUUUGGGUUUGCCCUUGCCUGUUGCACUAUUGAAAGCCUUGCAUUUGCAUUGUGUAGUCUCUUCAUCCUGGGUUCAAGGGCAAGACAACACCACAAAUGGUACCUUGAGAAAUUUGAAGACUACCCAAAGGACAGAAAAAUUGUCAUCCCAUUUUUGUACUGA
Messenger RNA from Cinclus cinclus, 813 nucleotides. RefSeq names its product steroid 5 alpha-reductase 1 (gene SRD5A1). Gene Ontology annotation, molecular function: 3-oxo-5-alpha-steroid 4-dehydrogenase activity. The record is from RefSeq and is a predicted model, not a curated record. Gene Ontology annotation, biological process: steroid biosynthetic process. Bases 1 to 813 code for a protein of 270 amino acids. The transcript has 5 exons. NCBI's taxonomy places the organism in Eukaryota, Metazoa, Chordata, Aves, Passeriformes, Cinclidae. Gene Ontology annotation, cellular component: membrane.